GACCGGCCACGCCUGAUGCAUGUCGGGGAAUGUAGUCCUUCCUGCUGCGCUCCCAUUGCAUUCGAGCAACGGAAAUACUGGGCACGGCAGAACUACAGCCCCCGAAGGGCACCGCGCGCCGCAGCUGAGCUCGGCCAGGGAAGGGGUGGGCGAGCGCAUGCGCGGUCUCAGUCGCCUGACCGUGGUGUUGAAGAGAUGAGGUUGCUUCUGGUCUGGGUGUGUCUGGGCUUCUUCAUAGCUGCCAGUGGCGAUGAAGGUGCAAGGCUUUUGGCCUCCAAGUCCCUCCUGAAUAAAUACGCCGUGGAGGGGCGCGACCUCACUCUGCAAUACAACAUCUACAAUGUUGGCACCAGCGCUGCGUUAGACGUGGAGCUCAGCGAUGACUCUUUCCCGCCGGAGGACUUUGGGAUCGUGUCGGGAAUGUUGACUGUGAAAUGGGACCGGAUCGCUCCAGCCAGCAACGUCACCCACACGGUGGUGCUCCGCCCCCUCAAAGCCGGUUACUUCAACUUUACCUCUGCGACCAUCUCCUACCUCGCCCAGGAAGGUGGGCAAGUGGUGUUGGGUUACUCGAGUGCACCAGGACAGGGCGGAAUCCUGGCUCAGAGAGAAUUUGAUCGGCGCUUCUCCCCCCAUUACUUGGACUGGGCAGCCUUUGGGGUCAUGACCCUGCCUUCCAUCGGCAUCCCCCUGUUGCUGUGGUACUCGAGCAAGCGGAAAUACGACACGGCCAAAGCGAAAAAGAACUGAGCUUCAGGCACGGCAAUCAGGAAAGCGUCAUCUCUCUCUCCCCUCCUCCUCGCUCACUGGGACCACGAUGAUUUCCAUCCACUGCCAACCACCUGGCUUUGUGUGUGUGUGGGGGUGGGGGGGGGUGUUAAUUAAUUUAUGUUACAGAUUGUAAUUUAAAUUGGUGUCCCCGCCUGAUCAGCCCGGUCCUCUGAGCCUUGGCCCUUCCAUAAUCUGCUUGUACUCGAUCCUAAAGUGAUUGCUCCCCCCCCUUUGUACCUUCUGUCGGAUUCAUAGACCUCAACAGGGAAUUAUCAGUGUCAACGUAUCACGCUGCAGUUCUGGCCUCCCACCACUGGCGGGGCUGUGGCGCCUUAGGCAGGUGUCUCCCAGCUUUGUAUCCCCAUCUCAACCUCCCACGGCUUCCUCUGAUUGGCUGUAUAUCUACGACGGAUUGCAACUCAUUUCUUUUCACUCUUAGCUCUGCCAUCCAGCUGUUGCUACAAUCUUAACUACGUCUCGUGUUUUUCCUUUCGAUUUCAAAUCUGAAGGGGUCCUUUUCUUUUGAAAAAAAAACGAGGAUUAUAAAUGUUGCUGGAAUAGUAAAGAUCCUCAUCAUCAGGACCAGCGCCACAAUGCCAAAUCUCAGGGCACCAACAGUUUAUAUUGCAAUUCUGUCCUGUCCUGCAAGAGAGAAUUAGCGCCAUGUAAAUUGUUGUCCCCUUUGAAAUUUGGCAUUCUUGUAGCUCAUUAGGACAGACGUGCAAGAAUCCACAAAUUUGGACAGCGUUAAUUCUCCCUUUUGAAAUUUGGUAUUCUUGCAGCUCAUCAGGACAGAAUUGCAAGAAUGCCAAAAUCUCAAAAGGGGUCAGUUUAUACGGCGCUAAUUCUCUCGCAGCCUUCUCAAUUUCAUCAGGACAGAAUUGCAAGAAUAACACGUUACAAAGGGAGCAACAGGAGGCUCACUGUCUUUCAAUCAAUAUAAAUUGUUGUUCCCUUUGAGUUUGGCAUUCUUGCGUCUGUCCUGAUGAGUGCAAGAUGAAAAGAUUGACAAGCGCAUCACGUUAUGUUGCACCCCCUAGUUAUAUUCCACUAAAUGACCAUUUGUAAAAAAUAAGAGAGAUUUCCUGAACAAUUAGGGGGGUUGAAGAGCAACAGAUCACUUGGUCUUAUCUAUUGCUAGAAGCCGAUAGGUAAUUUCUCGGUUGUUAAAUCAUUGUGCCCCUCCACCGCCCUAUCAGUGCGACAGGUUUGUACGGACUUUUACACGUGGAGAGAAGGGUUUAUUUUUAAUAAACAAAACCUGAAACUGAAA
Molecule: messenger RNA, 2044 nt
Organism: Hemiscyllium ocellatum (epaulette shark)
Lineage: Eukaryota; Metazoa; Chordata; Chondrichthyes; Orectolobiformes; Hemiscylliidae
Gene: ssr2
Product: signal sequence receptor, beta
Exons: 6
Coding region: 16-750 (244 amino acids)
Cellular component (GO): endoplasmic reticulum
Source: RefSeq, a predicted model, not a curated record